ACAAGAAAAAAGAAAUAAAGAAACAAGAGCAACUAGGGCUUCUAUAACCUAGCUUGUUCUUUAUUUUUCAUUUUUUCUAUGAAGAUAACAACUUCAAGGAGAUCUUUACAGUUCUAUGAUCUAUCAAAUGAAAAGUCAUUAGACUUUGAUUAAAUAAAAUAUUUUUUUGACACAAUUUUCUGUUUGGUUUUGCUUAUCUUUUGAAUCAUACAACCGAAAAAUGAUAUCGCUAGAUUUCAUCGUACGCCUCAAGAACCAGGAGAAGAGAAGGAACAGAAGAUCUGAAAGGAACAUAAAGGCGAGUCUUCUCUCAGGGGAAUUGUCUGAUGGUAGGAGACGAGCCAGAGACCAAAACGCUGUACCGAGAGGGCAUCUUGCGGUCUAUGUGGGUGAUGGGAUGCAGAGGUUCGUGAUACCGACCAAGUAUCUUCAGUAUCCUGAGUUUAAAGUUUUGAUGGAUGAAGUAGCGGACGAGUUUGGUUAUGAACAUGAAGGAGGGAUUCAUAUCCCUUGUGAGGAAAGUGUUUUUGAAGAGAUUUUGAUUAGAUACAUGUCUUGUGACAAGAAGAAAUAAAGUGUACAUACUAUAUAAUAAUUAAUAAUAUGAUCAUCUUUUUAAUA
Molecule: messenger RNA, 621 nt
Organism: Raphanus sativus (radish)
Lineage: Eukaryota; Viridiplantae; Streptophyta; Magnoliopsida; Brassicales; Brassicaceae
Product: auxin-induced protein X15
Exons: 1
Coding region: 221-574 (117 amino acids)
Biological process (GO): response to auxin
Source: RefSeq, a predicted model, not a curated record